UGAAUCUUCUUCCUCCGGCGUGCAGGAACUGGCAGCCGGGCGGCAUUGGCGACGAGAUCCUGCAGCGCGCGUCCAUCUCGUCCCCUCCGCGCUCCGAUCCCUUCGCCUCCUCCGCGCCGCCCUCCCCGACUCCCUCCCUGCCCCCAAACCCGCAGUUGUCACGACGCAAGUCCCGCUUUCGCGACGGCCCUACCCCCGAAUCCCCCCACCGGUGCACCACCUCGCCCACCUCAGCGGCGCACUCCCGCCACCGCCGCCAUGCCUCCGCAUCUUCUGCCCCAGCAUUCGCCGCCGAGGGCUUCGACGACGGUGUCGCCCGCCUCAACUCCUUCCUCCGCCGCCAGCGCGCCGUGGUCGACGAUCUAGCCGCAGGGGACCGCCCCGCGUCCAGGCCCACCAAGCUCGUGCUCUCCGACGCCUCCAAAAGUGUGAGCUCGAUUGUGGCGGCGCUAUGCUACGCGUGGAUGCUGUCGAGCAAGGGGGAUGGCCAGGCAGCAGUGCCGGUGGUGAACAUGCGUCGGAACAGGAUGGCGAGGUGCAGGCAGGCGGCUUGGCUCCUCUACCAUGUCGGGAUUGACGCCUCUGUGCUGCUCUUUGCUGACGAGGUUGAUAUGGAUGGACUAAUAAUGAACCAGCGAGUUAGCUUACUUGUGGUGGGGCAGGAUGUUCUGAAAUCAAAAGCUGAGGUGAGCUCGGUUUGCACAAUCCUGACCAAUACCUAUUGUGAAUAUGCUUAUAGCCUACUUCAGAGCUUGGACAUAAAGAAACUUUUGCUAGCAGGUAUCCUAUUAGAUACGAGCAACCUUUCCAAGAAGUGCACAAACAGAGAUUCAGAGGCUGUUCAAUUGCUUUUGUUCGGUGCAUCUGAGCGUAUGAGGCACGAGUUGUUUCAGCAAUUGAUGCUCGAUCACAAUGAUCACUCUUUUGUUGAGUACCUAAAGAACACCUACAGAAGUUCGACCACAGAUGAUAAUGAUGAAAGUCCUCCAGAGCAAAAACGUUCUACUUCAGCAUCAGGAUCAUCCCAAGAUGCUAAGAAAUCAAAUUCAACUAACCAAAGGACAACACGUGGAAGUGGCAGAAAGACUGCAGAUGAAGCUUCUCGUGGGAAAAACAACUUUUUCUUGGCGAAAUGGUUUGGUUUUGGCCGAAAAUAACCUUUUGUCAUUAACAUAGUUUGACGGUCAUUUGACUGACAUGUCAUGAAUUUGAGAAGUACCAUUGUUUCGAGAAAGUACCAUGUGAGAACUCUCUCCAGAUUGUGUUCAUGUAAAACCCCUAUUGCAUUCUUUGUAACUAUUUAAACUAGCCAUUUGGCCAGAUAAAUUUACAUUCCCAUGUUUACAUAUUUUGACCUC
Panicum virgatum (switchgrass) is the source of this 1358-nucleotide messenger RNA. RefSeq lists its product as uncharacterized. Lineage: Eukaryota; Viridiplantae; Streptophyta; Magnoliopsida; Poales; Poaceae. The record is from RefSeq and is a predicted model, not a curated record. Gene Ontology annotation, molecular function: exopolyphosphatase activity. Gene Ontology annotation, cellular component: cytoplasm. The transcript is spliced from 8 exons. The coding region runs from base 465 to 1157 and encodes 230 amino acids.